AUGAUGCGUCGAAAGGGUAUUAAUGAGGAGCAGAUACCGUUCUCAUUGGAUGAUAUACGUAUCAACAUCGAUAAGGGUCGAUAUCGGAGACUCGAUCGUUUCCAAGAUGAUUUAUUCGCAUUGUUCGAUGCAUCGCGUGAGAACAGUCGAUCGGAUUCGCAGAUAUUCGAAGAUUCAGUGGAACUGCAGAUGUAUUACAUCAAGAUUCGUGACGAAUUGACGCGAAACACUUUGAUAUCGUCGGCGAGAUUGUUCACCGAAAAGAGAUUAUUGUACGCAGUGGACGAGCUGCGUAAGAAGAAGAUUCCCGUCGAGGUGCAUUCGGACAUGAUCGAUAACCAGCACCAAGUGGACAUCGGCACCUCUGCGGAAGGUGACGUGGAGUUGGAGAGGAUAGGUCAAGGUGGACUGGUAUAUCGCAAGAAUGAUUACGCGUACAUCAUAUCGUCUAAUGAUAGCGAUUCUGAUAACGAUGUGAAAAGAAGACACAUUAUGCGGAUAGAACGCAUCUAUAAGGACGACGAAGGUCACUGCUUCAUUCGAGGCAUCUGGUGCUAUCGCCCUGAAGAAACCUUCCAUCUGGCCACCAGGAAAUUCAUAGAGAACGGUUUUGAUGACAAAGAUGUAUAUGUGUGUGAGUCGCGUUACAUGGGUAAACAACUGCAUUUCAAGAAAAUGAAGUUAUCGCAACACUCGACAACGUCGUCGUCGACCGAAAACGACCGACUGAAGAAGUUACCAGCAGUUUUGCAGAAGCAUCGAGUUGAAGUGUGUGUUGGCACAAAUAAUUCGAAUUCACUGAUGAAUAGCGAUAAUAAGAACGAUGAAAACAUCACAUAUUACGAGCAGUUGGAAUACAAUGGCGAUUGGUAUCAACUGGGUGAUUUUGUUUAUGUCUACAACCCGGUCAAGAACUCGAUCUGGAUUCUACGUAUUGAUAAGAUGUGGCGUGUUCACAGUGACGACUGCUAUUUCUCGGGUCCGUAUUUCGCGAAACCGACCGAGAUCGAGCACGAACCGACGCGAAUGUUCUACAAGAACGAGUUAUUCGCCAUCGAGCAACCAGACAUCACCCUUCCAAUGCUCAACAUACAAAAACAUUGUUCUGUUCUCCUGCUCAAGGAUUAUCAGAAACUGCGUUUAACUGAAGUGGAUGAGAAGGAUGUUUACGUGGUCGAGUACAAAGUGUCAGGUAGUGAACCGGCGAAUAAUAAGAGUAGUUUAUCGAGGAGUGAGCUUAAUACGAAUGAAGUAACGGAUGCAUCUGCGAUCGCUGAAGAUUCUAUGAGUGAAUCGUCGGCCAAAAAGUUGAAAUCUUUGAAGGUAUAUCACCUAUCAUCAGAGGUAUUAGAGAACGAGAUAUACCUUUUCAAAACGCCGAUCACUAUGGAAAAGGAGAUGUCGCCGUUACUAAUGCAUACGGAUACAUCAUCGGUGCCAAUCGAGCCGUUAGAUGAUAUGGAUGAAACUGCUUCUGAAUCACUGGAUGGGUUGGAGCAUACUCCGGGAAAGGAGUUAGUGUCGUGGUUGAAUGCACAGCCGAAGAUAAGUUCUCGCUCGAAGAGUGGAUAUAUAUUAUUCAGUGCUGAGAUCCGUAAACGAAUCAUGCAGGAGAAUCCAGAAGCGGGUUUCGGAGAAGUCAGUAAAAUAGUGGGUAUAGAGUGGAAAAAGCUCUCAGAUGAACAUAAGAAGCAAUACGAGACUCGUGCCGAAUAUAUAGCGAACGAAAGAGCAAAGCAAGAGGCAAAACAACCCACUCACCUACGUCUUCACCCCGGUCAAAUUCGUGUAUUUAUGUGCAAAUGGCAAGCGUGUGAUUUUCAGUUCGAUCAUCCAGAUGCACUAUAUGAGCAUAUUAAAAAUGCGCACACUUCAAAAAUUGUUGUUGGUGAGAAUCAGUACGUUUGUUUGUGGACGUCGUGUUUGAAGUAUCGGAAGGAGGGGAAGCCGUUCCCAUCACUACCGCGUUUACAUCGCCACAUCAAAGAGAAGCAUCUGACUACUGCUGCAAAAUCCAUUUAUCCCAGUCAGCGGAGCAAGAAUUAUUAUACAAAUCAACAGUCGAGCAACACUAAUAAUAAUAAUAAUGACGGCACAUGCUCAUCAACACAGCAACAGUCGACAUCGUCGAGUCUUAAUUUUAAUAAUAAUUGUUCAAAUGUCACUAACAAUAAUAAUAACAAUCCAUCGACAACGACCACAUAUCUGACUGUGCCACAGUCUCAGUUACAGCCAGGCACAUACACGAUUAAUACUAGUCAUACACCUGUUAGUGGUUUUGUUACUCAGGCGGUCAUAGCGUCAGGAUCGCAGAUUGUAACGAACGGCUACAUGAACGGUAACGUGUCGUCGGCAGCAUCCACCAGCAACACGAACAACAACGGCUCAACACUGACUGCGUAUAUCGCCACCACAACACCGCACGCGAUCGUGCACACUCCGAACAACUCACACGCUUACCAUCCCUACCAUCAAGUUAGACAGGUAGUGUCCAAUCAGCAGCCAAUUACACUCGCAUCGUCCUCAUCGCCACUACCCACCACAACCACGUCGACAAUCAACCAGCAGUACACUGCCGUCUCGAUACAACCCAUCAACACCUAUCAGCAACAACCGAUAGCUGACCCCGGCCGAACCAUUAUACAGACUGCAAAAGAGCCCGUUUUUGUGGCACCAUUCAAUAAUGUUCAUAUCAAACGUGUCAUGCAUUCCGAAGCUUAUUUAAAGUAUAUUGAAUCGUUAUCGAACGCACAGCAACGACAUAUCAGUAAGUGGAAUCGAAGUAUAUCUGCGAAUCAGUACAAUACACAGUCCGCUCAGAAAUCCUUACCUAGCAACUGGCUAAAGGAUGCGAAGGAUGAAGGUGCCCGAGAUGAAGAUAUCGUCAAGGCGUUAUGGCGACUUAGGAAUCAACUUCUUGAAAGCACUCUGAACAUUGCACGGGAAUUUGACAAACAGCACACACUGAAGGAGGUGAUCGGUGCGCAGAACGGAGUGUUAUUCAAAGAUGAGGCUUUAAGUCCGGUGUUCUGUAAGCCGAAGUUGAUACCUUUGAAGUCGAUUUCAUUGAUGAAAUUAGAGCAGAUGCAACAGGAUUCCAUCAAUAAACUGAUGCAGUUAGCUGCUGAUGAAAAGAAUUCGAAACAGAGUGAAACGACUGAAAGUGAGCAGAAAAGUGCGGAUAUCUGGACUGCAGACAGCAGUGGAGAUACCAAUUAA
Molecule: messenger RNA, 3219 nt
Organism: Anisakis simplex (herring worm)
Lineage: Eukaryota; Metazoa; Nematoda; Chromadorea; Rhabditida; Anisakidae
Source: the annotation of a GenBank genome assembly